AUCACGCUGCUCUGUCCGGCCUGGCCUUGGGCACUGCCAGGGAUCCGGGGGCAGCCCAGCUUCUCUGGGUGCCUGUGCCAGGGCCUGCCCACCCUGCCAGGGAAGGUUCCUUACGGACAUCCCGUCCAUCGCUGCCCUUGGGAAGCCAUUCCCCGUGUGGAAUCCCAGCACGGUUUGGGUCGGGAAGCGCCUGUAGCCCCCACAGUUCCCCCUGUGGCUGAGUCGGGGGACUGAGGUGAGGUGGGGGCAAUGCCAGGUGUGCGUCCUGGUGCCAGGCAAUGCCAGGUGUGUGUCCUGGUGCCAAGGCGGCCUGUGCUGUCCCCAGACCGUGCCCGGGACACGCUAACCAACGAGACGGUGGCCCUGAAGAAGGUGCGGAUGGACAACGAGAAGGAUGGAAUGCCCAUCAGCAGCCUGCGGGAGAUCACCCUGCUCCUGCAGCUCCAGCACCCCAACAUUGUGGAGCUGAAGGACGUGGUUGUGGGAAACCACCUGGAGAGCAUUUUCCUGGUGAUGGGGUACUGCGAGCAGGACCUGGCCAGUCUCCUGGAGAACAUGCAAACGCCCUUCUCAGAGGCUCAGGUGAAGUGCAUCAUCCUGCAGGUGCUCAGGGGCCUGCAGUACCUCCAUGAGAACUACAUCAUCCACAGGGACCUGAAGGUCUCCAACCUGCUGAUGACCGACAAGGGCUGUGUGAAGAUAGCUGAUUUUGGGCUGGCACGCACCUACGGGAUGCCCCCUAAGCCCAUGACCCCCAAAGUGGUGACCCUGUGGUACCGUGCACCAGAGCUGCUGCUGGGCAUGACCACCCAGACCACCAGCAUUGACAUGUGGUAAGGGGGGCUGGGGG
Messenger RNA from Zonotrichia albicollis (white-throated sparrow), 850 nucleotides. The record is from RefSeq and is a predicted model, not a curated record. Lineage: Eukaryota; Metazoa; Chordata; Aves; Passeriformes; Passerellidae.